UCUCCCAACAGCCGGUGAUCUGCCUUGCGAAAAACCGCAGUAACUCAAGAGCAAAUGGACGGCCAGCUCUCCGCUCCUACGCAGGCGACAAGCCUUUUCGACCAGACCGUCAUUCCUGGGGACAUCAUUGUAGAUCUCCCUAGCGUCGCAAACCUGAGGGUCGGUUCAGGACUACGCCAGGACUGCUUUGAGCUGUUGGCAAUGAAAGUGGGAACAUUGAGGUACAAGAAACCAAACAAAUACUGGCUGGAGAGCUCCCACAAGAGAUAUGAUCCCUCUGUAGAAGAUACUAUUCUUGGUAUUGUUGUGGGCCGAAAUUCAGAAAACUUUCUAGUGGAUAUAAAAAGUUCAUCCUUGGCCCUUUUACCUGUUGUUGCGUUUGAGGGGGGUACUAAAAAAAAUAUACCAAAACUUGAGAUUGGCUCACUGCUAUAUGUCCGUGUUGUGAAAGCUAACCAUGGCACGAAUCCAGAGUUAUCAUGUACUGAUGCUAGCGGGAAAGCUGCUCAGUUUGGUCCCUUGAAAGAAGGGUACAUGUUUGAUUCGUCAACUGGGUUGGCAAGAAUGUUAUUAAGCACUCCUACAUGCCCUGUUUUGCAAGCCUUUGACUUGCAGCGUUUCAAGAUAGUCAUUGGAUUGAAUGGUCGUAUUUGGGUAAAUGCUUCCACUCCUUCCAUGGUGGUUCUUAUAUCUAAUGCAAUAAUGGCAUCGGAGUUUCUCAGUGCUUCACAACAAGCAAAUAUGGUUAAGGAACUCACUGAUCAAUUACAAACCCGUUGCUCUAGUCCAAAUGCAGAGAACUGUUGGUUUUAUUACUGUGAACAGUAAAAGCGCAGUGGUGAACAGUACCUCUUGAAGAGGAAGACUUAUCUCAUACUCAUUCACUUUAAUGAAGGUUUGUGCCUGAUUUAUUAUUGACCUAAUUAGUUACAAAUCUAAUUUAUGAUCAUUCUAUUCAUUUAAGUUUUAGGCUUAAUUAAACCUAGCUAACAUUUAAGUUUGUCAAUUCCUGCUAAAAUUCAAACAAUCUUUACCUACUUUUGCUACGAAAUGUUUUAUUUACCCUUCUCACAAAUAGCUAGGCAAAAUAGUUAUGUGAUAUAAGAAAAUUCCGAGUUUGGACAAAGGGGGACAAUGAAGAGAAAAAAAAAAACAUUUUGUACCUAGUCAGUUGUUUUGCUACUAUUGGUUCGCAAGCAAACUAUAUUGCCUUUUUCAUAUAUAAAUUUGUUCAUUAGCUCAUUACAAAUAUUUGAUAUCUUGGACAAAUUUUGCCAUUAUAAGCUCAUAAUACUCUAAGAACUUACCCUGAGAG
Messenger RNA from Dendrobium catenatum, 1315 nucleotides. RefSeq names its product putative exosome complex component rrp40. The record is from RefSeq and is a predicted model, not a curated record. Gene Ontology annotation, cellular component: cytoplasmic exosome (RNase complex); nuclear exosome (RNase complex). Bases 55 to 828 code for a protein of 257 amino acids. Gene Ontology annotation, molecular function: RNA binding. Gene Ontology annotation, biological process: CUT catabolic process; exonucleolytic trimming to generate mature 3'-end of 5.8S rRNA from tricistronic rRNA transcript (SSU-rRNA, 5.8S rRNA, LSU-rRNA); TRAMP-dependent tRNA surveillance pathway. NCBI's taxonomy places the organism in Eukaryota, Viridiplantae, Streptophyta, Magnoliopsida, Asparagales, Orchidaceae. The transcript is spliced from 10 exons.